Messenger RNA from Candida dubliniensis CD36, 1302 nucleotides. RefSeq lists its product as uncharacterized. The record is from RefSeq and is a predicted model, not a curated record. Lineage: Eukaryota; Fungi; Ascomycota; Pichiomycetes; Serinales; Debaryomycetaceae. Gene Ontology annotation, cellular component: cytoplasm. The coding region runs from base 1 to 1302 and encodes 433 amino acids. The transcript is spliced from 2 exons.
AUGUACCAACAACCAUCAAAUCAUUCAUAUUCGUCAACGGAUUCUUUGAGAUGGUCGUCAAAUAACCCUUUCCGCCAAGCAUCAAUCAGUCAAACCCAGCCACGCAAUAAUUUUGAUGAAUGGGUGGACAAGAAUAAACAGUUGUUAGAUUUGUCUAGUGACGAUGAAGAAGAUGAUGCCGGCGCGGUGGGAUUCCAUCAAAGUACUGAGAGUUUUGGUAGACCAAGUGCAUUUCCACCUACUCCUGUUCGUGCAGAUAGUGAUUCAAGUAUAAACUAUGCAAGAAUGUCCAAGAAUCCAUUUGCUUCAGCUUUGUCACAACUGGAAGAUAAACCACGAGCACAAACUUCAAAUAAACCAAGUCGUGCUCCACCGCGUCCACCAAAACCUUCACAGAAACAACCACCGCCACCAAGUUAUGAGGAGGCUGCUGGACCUGAAGCCGCAAAGAAAAGCUACCCUAGAGAGAAAGAAGGUAGAAGUGAUGAAUCUAGAGAACGAAGAAGAGAGAAUAGUAGAAGUGGUCACAGUAGAGAAAAUGGUCACAGUCGUAGUCAUGGCAGAGAACAAGGUCAUGGUCAUGAUAGGGAAAGAAGAAGCCACCGCAGUAAGAAGUCACCAAGCAAGAAAAAGAGUGACCCCGUCAAACCAAAGAACUUGGAUACAAUCGAUAAGUUGGAUGUUACUGGGUUUGUUGGAUUCCAUCAUGAUGGUCCCUUUGAUGCAUGUGCACCUCAUAGAAACGUAAAGAAGGAAAAGGCUCCGGUUAUGGCGUUCCCUAUUGAUGGGCCUAACAAUUCAAUAGCUGGAGGAACAAAUAUGACCAAAGACGAUCAAUUAAAUCUUGCCUUUGGAAAUUACCAUGACGAAGCUCCAGUUAUCAAGACCAAUAGAACACAAAAUGACCCAACAUCAAGUAUUUAUACCCCAAAACUAAAUCCUUCAGUGAUUAAUUUUGACUCCAAUACCAAUUCUACUCCAAUUCACGGGUCGACUACUGCUGGUUUAGGGUCUACCACGUUUUUGGAUGGCGCACCUGCGCCUAAAGGUGAUGAACUUUUGAAUCCAAAUGUUGGUGUGGGAAGGAAAAAGUCAAUAGUACAAAGAUUAAGAAAAAAUAGUGGAUCUGAGAGCACUUCAAGAAGAAGUUCUAAUGACGGAUUACAUCCUCCUUCUCCACCUUACCAAGAACCAAGAAGAGGAUCAUUAAAUACAUUAGAAUUAGAUAGUGGUGACAAUGAAUUGAAACCACCAGGUAACUCAUUUAUAAGGAGAGUAAGAAGUUUGAAAGUAAGAAAAUGA